Molecule: messenger RNA, 951 nt
Organism: Exophiala bonariae
Lineage: Eukaryota; Fungi; Ascomycota; Eurotiomycetes; Chaetothyriales; Herpotrichiellaceae
Exons: 1
Coding region: 1-951 (316 amino acids)
Biological process (GO): DNA-templated transcription; positive regulation of transcription from RNA polymerase II promoter by galactose
Cellular component (GO): nucleus
Molecular function (GO): zinc ion binding; DNA-binding transcription factor activity, RNA polymerase II-specific; RNA polymerase II cis-regulatory region sequence-specific DNA binding
Source: RefSeq, a predicted model, not a curated record
AUGGAUCUUCUGGACGCAGGACAUAUGGAACAACACCCCUUUGACGUGAGCCUUUCCACAGAAACUACUAGCCAGCGGGAGGAACAGCUUGCAACGGAGCAGAAAGCGCUGGAACAUAGCCGCGCUAGGGCAGUGAUCUCACAAUCUGUUAGCGCGAAGCCAUGCUCGAUGGAAGAAAAGAGCCUGAUGAACGCCAUGGGUGCUUUUCUUUCGCUAAAGUCGCGCCCACAAACGCCGAAAGGUUUGGUUUACGGCCAGUCAUCCAUUGCCUCUUUACAGCAACAGGUCUUGUGGGAUUCGCCAAGGUUGGCAAAUCCAAGAACCCUUGCAGGGAGACCAUCCCGGCAAGGUGUAUACGAGAAGACAACUGCAGCUCGUAGCGGCACAUCUCUAAACGACCUCCGCCGUUUUUCUCUUCCAGCACGAGCCCUAGCAGAUCAUCUUUUAGACAGUUGCUAUGGGAUGGUCCAUCUCUUCUACCCUUGGUUCCAUUACCCCACGUUCGACGCCGCUUACAAGGACUUAUGGCUUGGUACAUCUGCAGAUAAUAGUAAUGCUGAACUGCCACGUGUUGGUCUUGGUGGUCGAGACUGUCCGGAAGAGCUUUUUCAUUGUGCUCUGAACACGAUCUUUGCUCUUGGAUGCGAGUUUUCACCCAGCGUCCCUCUGGGAGAUGCACAACCUGUUUAUGAGUUCAUGGGAAAAGUCUAUGAGCUGCUUCAAAUCAAGCUACUGGAUAAUGGUCUUGCUGCAAUCCAAACUUUACUUCUUGUGACUAUCUACCUCCAGAGUACUCAGUACCUCAUGCGAUGCUGGGGUAUCGCUGGGUUGGCUCUCAGGAUGGCACAAGGUAUGGGCCUGGAUCUUGAUGCCAACAACUCGGGAUAUACUGUACUGGAGGUCGAAAUGCGGCGCCGAGCGUGGCACGGAUGUGUGCUGAUGGACAGGUAG